UUCAGCACAGAUGUAAUUUCUGGCUAAAAAUUUAUUACGACAUAUUAAUUGUGCUUAUCAAAGAGAUUGUUGGAAUAGCACAUCAAUAUUGAAAAAUGGUUAAGAGAAAUGCCAAGGGACAACAAAUUGACAAGAAUUCAGUUUUGUCGUUGAUUAAUAAGGAGUAUGAAGAUGAAUUAAAGGAAAGAGCAAUGCUUCUGCUUAUACAAUCAGAAAUAAAUGUAAUAUUAUAAUAUAUAUAGAAAAGUAAAUUGAUUUUCCCCCGAUGAGUAAUUUUCCUUUAUUGUAGGAGUGUGUUUAUCAAUGGAAAAUGUUUGAUUGGUCUAACCAAAUAGAUGAAAAUGUUACUUUCUUCAAGAGUUUUAUCGAACAAGUGAACGGGAUAGUGAACACAACUCAUAAUGCCACAUCACUCUUUUUUCAUGAAUGUAUUAAAUUUAAAAAUGAGGAAAGAAACUUCAGUGAAAUCUCAGUUAAAUGUAUAAAUGCACUGGAUAAAGUAAUGUCUGAAUUUAUUAAAUCAAUACAGGAGUUUGACAUGAUCAUACAAACAUUGGUUAAAAAUAAUGAACUUUUAGUGCAUUCCAACUUGCUUGAUAAUCCAAACUUGUUUAUGGAUAAACAGACUUCUAAGAUUUUUCAUGAUCACCUCAAAACAGCUUCAGAUAUGUUAUAUGAUGAUCUUGAACAGUUAAUAAACCAAUUCCUGAUCAUCUUACUACCAACAACAGAAACAGUCAAGGCAGAAAAGCGACAGGCCACAAAGACUCCCUUUAUUGUACGUUUCCUGUGCAGUGAGGCUCUGAAGGUGCCAGAUUCAACAGGAAUAACUGAAACAAACAUCAUGGAAGAGAAGCAACAAUCUUCCUUUGAACUUCACAAUAAAAUUCCAAGAAGAGUUUUAGAUUGUAAUGAAAUGAUGAAUUUCGAAUUUGAUCUAGGCUUAAAGAAGACUGUUGAAAUUAAGGAUAGACCGAAAACAGAUAAGGAUAACGUAGUGGCAGCCUUCAGAUAUUAUUUACAUGUUUACUUGAACGAAUUCGUGUGGAAUAAUCACAAAUUGAAAUUGUUUAUUAGUACAAGAGCAUUUGUAAUCAUUUCGCAGACAUCACAGGUUGUUCAAGCUAAAGCAACUAUGAGCUGGCUUAGAUUUUUUGGAGAAGCUGUUGAGAAACCAUGGAAUGAAUUUAAGAAUUUAUUGUUAGAUUAUUACCAUGCAAAUACUGGAAGACAUCUAACAUCUACACAAAUCAACUAUUUAAGACAUAGAUUCAUGUUGGAGAAUGAUGACAGUACCAUCACUCUUAAUGAUCUUUUAACAAAAAAGUAUUCAGAAACACCAAAACAAGAUGCCAAAGAUAAACUUUAUAAAAAAAAUUUUACACCAUGGCAUUGGUUUGCGGCAUGCAUCAAUUCGUCAGGCACAGAUAAAGUAAAAACAUAUUGGGAGGAGAGAUUGGUUUAUGGUUUUAUAAGUAAGGGAUACGCUGAACAAAUUCUUACAAAUCACGAUAAUGGAACUUUUCUUAUCCGUUUUGCUGAGAGUAGAAUAGAAGCUUCUCAAAGUGCAACACCAAAAGCAAAUUUUACACUGGCUGUGAAACAACAAAAUAAAAUUUAUCAUCUACAGGAUUUUUUGACUUUUACAGAAUUGAAUAAUAAAAACUUGGAUUUAUAUGAUACCCUAAAUGAAAUCAAAAUCUAUAAAACUGGAAGAAAACUAGUUGCCCAUGGCAAAGUUGUGCUAAAUCCAAUUGAAUCUAAUCCACUUGAAUUGAAAAGUUUUAGAGACGACGAUGACAAUAGUGACGAGGAAUUAGCUGGAGAAGAUAAUUAUAAUGCAAAGAAGGUAAAAUAUGAAGUUCUUCUUAGACCAAUUGAAAGGUAUAUCAAUUUUUACCCAUUUAAAAAAUUGGACAACUGUUUAUUAUUUCUUUUAAAAAAUUUCAGGCAUCGGUAUACAUUUAUUCCAGAAUGUAAUGGUACGCUAGAUGGAUUUGAGGCACCUACACCUUCUGUGGAAAGCCUGCAUUCACAAAAUACGCCUUCGCCUUUUUUCCAAGACUCUUCUACAGAAGUUGAAGAUGAAUUUCAGUCUACGCAAUCGGAGAAUACUUUACCUGACAAUUUCCCUAUUUUUCAAUGUGGGCAAGGUGAAUCAUUAGGGAACGUUUAUCUAGAGCAAAGUUAUUUGGAAGUACAGGAAAAUGCCCAACUAUUGUCUAAUCUAAUCAAUACUUAUUUGAAUGACCCGGAUAAAACUGAAUAUGACUUUGUUUAAACUAAUAAAGAGGAAAUAUGAAUAUAAUGGAUCAAGAUUUAACAUAUAAAUUCAAUGGAGGGUUAGGUUAGGAUUAACCCUAAAAGUUUUUGAAAUGAAGAAAAAGCAUUUUCCCAAAAUAUUAUUCUUAUGUAUUUGGAAUGUAAUAACAGUGUUGUAAUAUUUAAACUCAAUAAAUGUAUUUCUCUCUAAAAAUAAAGUGUCUUUUUUUUGACAUUGGCCAUAUGGUGGUAUAUUUUUACUAUGCUCAACCAAUGACUACUUUGCCAUAGGUCAAUACUAAUUCGAAACUUCUUGGCAUUAGUAGAAUUAAUGUUAUGCCUAAAAAAAUGAUAUGAUAAGAAUUUCAUCAACAAGGAUGAAAACAAAUAGAGGUGAAACCGUUCCC
Messenger RNA from Dimorphilus gyrociliatus, 2669 nucleotides. The record is from the annotation of a GenBank genome assembly. NCBI's taxonomy places the organism in Eukaryota, Metazoa, Annelida, Polychaeta, Dinophilidae.